AUGGAUAACCAAGAGAUGGAUCGAUCGAAUGAACAAGAAUUUUAUGACAAUGUUUAUUUUGACACGGACGAAGAAGACGAAGAUGAAUCUAUGGGUUUAGGCCUUCCCAACCAAAAAAAGAAAGAGUCAAAAAGUAGGAAAAUACUGAGUAAUGACGAGUUACUUUAUGAUCCAGAACUUGACGAUAAAGAUGAAGAAUGGGUGAAUGAACAGAUUGUUGCUGAUUCUAUGGAUUCUAUGAAAGGACAAGGAAAAACAGACGCCAUACUCACUUGUCCUAUGUGUUUUAUAACAUUAUGCUAUAGCUGUCAGAGACAUGAAAAGUACGCGGAUCAAUACAGAGCCAUGUUUGUGCAUAACUGUCACGUGAUAAAAAAUGAACGAUUUAAACCAAAGGAUGCUAUGGAAGAAGAAUAUUACCACAAGGUUGUCUGUGAUCAAUGCGGUAUUCAUGUUGCCAUGAUGGAUCAAGAUGAAGUCUACCACUUUUUUAAUGUGAUUCCAACCACUUGA
This is a messenger RNA of Rhizopus microsporus ATCC 52813, 513 nucleotides long. RefSeq lists its product as uncharacterized. Gene Ontology annotation, biological process: positive regulation of cell population proliferation. NCBI's taxonomy places the organism in Eukaryota, Fungi, Mucoromycota, Mucoromycetes, Mucorales, Rhizopodaceae. The transcript is spliced from 4 exons. Bases 1 to 513 code for a protein of 170 amino acids. The record is from RefSeq and is a predicted model, not a curated record. Gene Ontology annotation, cellular component: nucleus.